Molecule: messenger RNA, 1596 nt
Organism: Lethenteron reissneri (Far Eastern brook lamprey)
Lineage: Eukaryota; Metazoa; Chordata; Hyperoartia; Petromyzontiformes; Petromyzontidae
Product: receptor-type tyrosine-protein phosphatase beta-like
Biological process (GO): angiogenesis; peptidyl-tyrosine dephosphorylation involved in inactivation of protein kinase activity
Cellular component (GO): signaling receptor complex
Molecular function (GO): cadherin binding
Source: RefSeq, a predicted model, not a curated record
ACCUCUGCAAUUACAACACAAGUGUUUACAGAUCUGGUUCCUGGUAGAAGUUACCAGGCAUCUGUAACAUCGCGCAGUGGCAAUGGCUCCCAACCAUCAGCCAUCGUCAAUGCAAGGACCUUACCUCCAAAAGUCAUAGUCAGCAUCACCAUCAACGGCAACAUCGUCUUUCCAGUCCUGACGGUCUCAUGGGUAGCGCCGACUUCAGAUGUUGACAACUACAUGGUCUACUUAAAUGGAACCGAAACAAAUUACAAUCAUGCAUUUAUUCAUUACCUCACCGUGCCACCUACCUCCACAAAUUUUACUGGUCUGGUUCAAGGCAUGAAUUACUAUGCAUCCGUUAUUGCUCACAGCGGUAACAACUCCCAAGAGUCAGAUAUAGUCUCAGUCAGAACCUAUCCAGCUCCUGUCCAUGAAUUUCAAUGCUUCCAGAAUUCCUCGGAGAAUAUUUACUGCAAUUGGUCUCUCCCCAUCGGUGUAAUUACUGAUCUUUUUUUGCGGGUGUUUGAGGGCUCUAGUCCGUUGCAAAACAUCAGCAUUUCAAAUGAGAACCUCUACUUUAUAAUCAGAUAUCCUUGGGGCGAUCAAUUUAGUGGCUUACAAUCGAGCACAACAACCAAUACAACGUUCACCACAAUUGAACGACUGAAGCCGAACACUAUUUACACGGUCAUCAUCGUGGCCAUUGCCGGAUCUCUGCAAAGUCAAACCAUUGAAAGCACCGCAAAGACUUUCGUGACCGCUCCGCCUGCCAUUUUGGAGCCAGUGAAAAUCGACUCGGUGCCGAAUGCGGUGACCCCGAGCAGCCUGACCUUGACCUUCAACUGCAGCUGGUUCGCCACCACCAACGGCGACCUCAAGUACUACACGGUCAUCGUCAAGGAAUCCGCGGAGACGACCACCGAAAAGCCCGAGAAUAAAUGGCCGCUGAGCAAGUAUUCGGACUACAAGAGCGGCACAACGGCGGUGUACCAGGUGGACGACCGCGUCUACCCCGCCGAGUGCAAAAGCCCGAGCUCCAUCUUGCCGGUCACAGUCGGCACCGGCGCCACUAACGGCGGCUUCGACGACGGUGCCCUGAAGUCGAACACGAAGUACAGGUUCAGUUUCCGUGCGUACACGUACAUCCCAGGCACACGCUCCGUCCGCGCUGGAAAACAAGCCCUGUUUGCGGAAACUUUCUUCUCUCUGCCGAUCUCCACCUUGGUCGCCUCCCCAGAUUCUGGAGUGUUGGCAGGCACAGCGAUUGGCGCGAUGCUGGGCGGAGUGGUGCUAACCGCUGCGGGCUUCUUCCUCUACAAGAAGCUGAAAUAGCUGUACGUUUGGGGCAUGAAGGGGGACGGGGGGAUGCAACACACAUGCACACACAAAGACAAAUAUCUCCUGUGUAGCCUUAACAGGCUGUGGGGGAAAGUGCCGUUAGUAGUAGCAGGUAGCAGCAGCACCCAAGAAUGCCGGCAAGGCACACGUGGGGGGUGGGUGACCAGCACCACGGCCAGACCGCCUUUGUCUCCCCAGUGGCGAUGUUUACACACCACACCAGCUACUCAUUUGAGGCUAAGUCGACCUAGGGGUAGGAGGCCCAGGACCAGU